Messenger RNA from Penicillium canariense, 1065 nucleotides. RefSeq lists its product as uncharacterized. Bases 1 to 1065 code for a protein of 354 amino acids. The transcript has a single exon. The record is from RefSeq and is a predicted model, not a curated record. NCBI's taxonomy places the organism in Eukaryota, Fungi, Ascomycota, Eurotiomycetes, Eurotiales, Aspergillaceae.
AUGGCGAAGUCGUCCCGCCGGAAGACACCCGCGUCGACACCGGCCUCGUCGGGCGCUUCGACCCCAAGUUCUGUGUCCUCUGGCCCCAUUCCACCGUUCACCAAGGCCCCGUCGAUCCUCAAGUCUUUCGUCGAGCCGCUCUCCCCGGAUGAAGUAUAUCUCGUUCACAUCGACACCUCGGCGACGGAGCUGAAAUGGCAGACCUUCAUCGUACCAACGGUGGUCAACGUGGUGGUGGCUGCGGUGAUCGCGCUGCGCAUGUACUGGGGCUUUAGUACGUACCCAGCAUUGGUAGCCAUCCUGAUUGGAAUGGAGAGCUCCCUGAGCGUCGACACAGCCACAACACCGUGGACAGAAUUAGCACAGAUCAUCCUCCGACGGGUAGGCGCCAUACUGAUCGACUACUUCCUCGUGACGCUGUUUCUGUCCUGGCCAAUUCACUUCGUGCUCGGUCCCGUGCGCUGGCGUCGCGCCGUUGGCUUCCGGGACCGCGAGAUCAUCGUCCGCCGCAGCCACCGCAAUUGGAGCAAGAAGCUCGAGCGCAACAAGUGGAUUCGUGACAACGAGGCUAUGCGUGACAAGAUCGUGGCCGCCGUGACUCCCGAGCGCAUCGGCAAAACGGGAUACCUGCUCGUUGACGCGGACUGGAACCUGGACUAUGGCGCCAUGGUCCGUGCCCACGCGCUGGUCGACCUGACCCGCAAGGGCGAGGGCGUGCAACUAGACGAGUUCCGCACGGCUGUGCUGGUUCACACUGACUCGGACGGCUGGCUGAUCUGGCGUGUUGGGGAUGAAAAUACGCCCGCAGGACGUCAAAAAUCGGCUCAGCGAGAUCAGAUCUUGGCCUUUAGGGAAAGGUUGACUGCGAUGGGCAAGGAAGACUUAUUCUUCCGCUGGGUCGAGCUGGUUCAGUGGGAAAGCUCGCAGCCUGGCGGGUUCACGGCGGAGAGGCAGCGGUCUGCUAUGCUGGAGGCUCAGCAGAUGUUCAAAGACGAAAAUGUAGAUUUCAGUCAAUUCUGGGAUGAUCUCGGGGGCAUGGAAGGCGUUGAAGAGGCAGCGACGUGA